AUUAUGAAUCAAUAAACGACAACAGGAAAGUACCGAAGAAAAAGAUUAACAACGCAUGGAAAGGAGAUUACCAGAGAUAUAAUUAUAAAGUAACAAGCCAUGUGGAUUUGUCAAAGUUGUUCCUAAAGCCUCAUAUGGCUCAUUACUCGGCAAUUGAUGAGUCAUGUGACUCGUCUGCUCUGCUUAGCAUGGUCAUUAACAUCAGUUCGUUUCCACAAACUGUGCAGACUGAUGCUGACAAGAUACGAGUGGACAUACGCAAUUCCUGGGCGCAUUGUGACUUUAGAAAUUGGACUAGAGAAAAAUAUACAAAUUGUUUCCAUAUAAUGGGCCAAUUCGUCAAGGAUCUUAGUCUGAGUGACACCGAAAGGGCAAGAAUCUUGGGAGAACUCAAAACAUGGGUAACAAACGGUCAGAACUAUUUUCUGAGUGAAACAAGACUUGGUGCUAAGAUAGCGGAUGAAAUACGUCAACAGACUCAUGUUCUCGGAGAAUAUGUACAACAUGGUUUAACUGAAACAGACAUUCAAAUUUUCAAAGUGAAAGAAGAAUUACAAGAUUUAGAAAACGGUUUACAGGAAAAGAUAAGAAACUUAGAAAAUAAAACUAAGGAACACGAUGAACAAAUAGGUAUUAUGUGGGAAGAAAUCAGGAAGAAACGAGUCGAAGAUCGUUAUUCAAAACAUUUUGGAGGUUCGACAGUCAGGGCAGAAGAUAAUGAAAUACGAAUAGUACUUAUUGGACGAACAGGACACGGGAAAAGUGCAACAGGAAAUAGUCUUUUGGGUCGCAAUCGUUUUCUGUCAAAACCUAGUGGUUCUUCAGUAACGGAACAUUGUGAACUCGGAGAUUCUAAACGGGAAGGGAAAAACAUAGUUAUAGUUGAUACACCCGGUUUAUUUGAAUGA
This is a messenger RNA of Mytilus californianus (California mussel), 908 nucleotides long. Its product is annotated as GTPase IMAP family member 8-like. Bases 135 to 908 code for a protein of 257 amino acids. NCBI's taxonomy places the organism in Eukaryota, Metazoa, Mollusca, Bivalvia, Mytilida, Mytilidae. Gene Ontology annotation, molecular function: GTP binding. The transcript is spliced from 6 exons. The record is from RefSeq and is a predicted model, not a curated record.